Paramuricea clavata is the source of this 4058-nucleotide messenger RNA. The record is from the annotation of a GenBank genome assembly. NCBI's taxonomy places the organism in Eukaryota, Metazoa, Cnidaria, Anthozoa, Malacalcyonacea, Plexauridae.
GUUCGGAAUCUUACGAUGAAAAGUCAGCUGAAAUUGACUGUAACAUUUGUAUUUAUUAAUAUUUGUAACACACGAAAAUGGCCGAAUGUCGAGAGAACGGAAGUCCACAAGGGCGACGAAAAGUUAGCGUUCCAAAAGUUAGAACUGUUUUAAAACAUAUCGGAGAUGAGCUAACGAAUGAUGAAUUAGAGAAGUUAUUAUUUCUGGCCGCAGAUCACAUUCCAAAGAGUAAAACGCAGGGUAUGAACGCACUAAACUUCUUCUUAGCUUUGGAAGAACGGCAGUUAAUUGAUACGAAAGGAGACGAUGUAGAUUAUCUUCUUGAACUACUUGGUGAGUUACCAAGAGUUGACUUGGUGAAAAAGCUGAAAUCUACCCAGCCCCCAUCAAAUUACAGAGAAAAGGUUGUUAUUGAAGAAGAAAUUAUUAGGACGGACGCUGUCGUGGUCGCCAACGCAAACACACUUGAAAUCAAUGCAAACACUUGGUCUGUGAAACAAAACAAAGUUAUGGAGGCUUCUGGUGAUGGAGGGUUCUUGCAAGAUCCAAAUUUAGUCCAGUCAAUUUUUCAAAAAUAUAAUGAUACUGUGUAUGCCCUUGAACAGGCUAAUGCCACGAAUGUUGAGCUUAAGAAGAAAAAUCAUCAAUUAGAAUUCGAAAUUGAUCAACUUAAGGACGAUCAAAAUAAUUUGAUUCGAGAAAGGAACAGUGCCCUAGGAGCAAAGUCGGAAUAUGUUUUCAAAGAAAGCGAAUUAAAGAAGGAAUUAAGUGAUUUGAAACGCAUGAACAAUUUGUUGGGGAAAAAUGCCACAAAAGAUACGAACACUAUUGAGGCUCGUGAUAAAGAAAUUGCAGAAUUGAAAGAAUCUUUGAAGAAAUCUGAAAAUACGGCGAAUGAAUUGAGAUCUGAGCUCGAAAAGGUACAACAGGAAAAGAUUAGGAUGGAGGAAGUGUUGGCAAAAUUUCAAAAAGUUGAGGAGGACAAUGGACGUGUAACAUGCAAAAGAUGUGGGUUGGUUUACGUUGAAGCAAACAACCCGGUUGAUGCUUGUCGAUACCAUUCAGGACAGUUUGGUAGUGUUGGUGCGCUCAAGAAGAAGAUGGAAUGGUCAUGUUGUAGGAAUACAAAUAAGAAUGCACCUGGAUGUUGUAAGAAAAAACAUUUGACCAUUGAUUAUCCACUGCCAUCCCCUGAUCUCGAAAGGAAAUUCACCAUGUGAGGAUGUAGUGGUGGUGUUCAGGUCACGGUAGGCAUAAGCAAAAAUGGUUUGAUGUACCACCAAGAACAUUCAAAACGUAAGCAUAACAUUUUUAUGUCAGUGAGUACAAGUUUAGGGUUCAGAAAAUACUUGUUAUGUUGUAGGUUGUUUUUCGCAAGUUGAAUUUCACCAAACCACAUCAGUCAAUCACCAUGCCCAAUAGGUUUCUCUUGGAAUUACUGCUUAGUUAAACCAUGGAUAAUUAAAUAAAUGGAUAGGACUCUAGUUGAUGUAAGCAAAAACAACCUAGUUGCAAUCUGUGACAUCACGCGUAUUGCAAAGUUCUCGGCAUUUUUGUUGUUUCGCUAUACUUUCCGCUUUAAAAGAGUAAUAUUGAAACAUAUACUGGUCUAAUUGUUUUAAAAACAUGCCUAAGCCACGACAAAGUAUUCAAGGUAAAUGUUUUUCGUCUUUGUUUUGUAUUUUUUUACAUUUGUAGCUAGGAAAUUGGCGUCCCCAAUUUUAACGAAAUUUGGGAUGCCUUUUUCACUGUUUAGUGCUUGAAAUAUUUGCUAAAAUUGACUGGGAAUACUUAGAGAUUUCAUCGUAGAAUGGCGUUGUUAUAUUCAUUUGCUCUUUGACUAAAAUGUUUAGCUGUAUUAUUGCUAAACAUGCCGUGUUUGAGUAUUUGAUUUGCAACUAGGUUUCAACAUCCAAUCACGCCAUCAGCCCAUUGAAAACAUUAGGUCACGUCAGCUAAUUUCCUAUCCAUUUAUUUUAUUAUCCAUGGUUAAACAGGCAGGAACAAAUGGGAAGUGUAUCUACUUGCUAACUUGUGCUUUUGUUUUGACUGUCUUUGUUGUUAAUUUUUUAUAUGUUGUUUUAUGCUUAUGCCUUAAUUUAAAGCUCAUUCAAACCAGUCUGUUCACUGUCUGGUCCAACAACAUCCUGCUUUUGUUGGAACAUCCUGUUUGGUAAGAGGUUGACCAUUAGAUAUUUAUAUUUAUUACAUACUUGUGUGUUUAGCAGGGUGAUGACAGGGUGACAUAAAAAUGAUAUGUCACUGAUAUCGUUUUUUGUCACUGAUAUUGUUUUUUGUCUCUGAUAUCGUUUUUUGUCUUGCUCUUUUAAUAAUUGUUGCAUUGAGGCAAUUAUUAAUAUUCUAAUAAAUUCUUACCCUGAUAAAGGCACAAGUACAUAAUGGUUAAUUAUCAUAGUCGAGACAAGGCAAUAUCAAUUUUAUUGCUUUCUGGAUGAUAUCAUAUAUGAUGUUAUCCCUCAAGCGAUAAAACUGAUAUUGCCUCGUCCCUCAUAUGAUAACAUGUAUAUAUAGAGAGGAUAUUACACAGCGGCACAAAGAUAUGACUUUUAUCUUCGAGUGGUGAAAACAAUAUUUUACGAAUAAGUGCAGCGAGUGAGUAAAAUAUUGUUUUUAACACAAGAAGAUAAAAGUCGUAUCUUAAAAUCACUGUGUAAUGUUCUGUUUAUUAUAUAGUCCAAAGCAAAAAAUUGUGAAAUUUCACGCUCAAAAGCAAAUUGUCAUGAGAUCGAUAUCUUCACUAGUGAAGAUAUGGAAAAUAUCUCACUGUGUAUUUUUCAGACUGGUUUGACUGAGCCUUACAAGCAAGUUUUACUUUGCAAGUUUCCUAAUGAACAUGUUGUUGACUUGCUCCUGUGUACAAUCUGCAAUUUAAGUUUUUCAUGUUCAACAUUGUCAUCACCAGCUCUUUAAAGGCCCAUUUCCACUCAAGAAAAAUUUCCAUGGACAGAAAAUUUUCCAAAAAUAUCAUUCAGAAAAAUUUCCGUGGACAGAAAAUUUUCCAAAAAUAUUGUUAAAAGUAGAAAAUUUUCAACUUCAAUAUUUUUUCCGACGGAAAAUUUGUGUCGGCCAAUCACAUUUUACAAAAUGGUCCUUUACACAAGGACUUGUCAAGGAAAACCUGUCCAUUUUUGUUGUACACACUUGUGUCACCUACUGAGCGAUGUGAUUUUAUGUCGUGGCAACAGACAAUAUGAAAUUUGAUAUAUUUAUUGUGCAGAGAGGACCAUAAAAUAAUUUGACCUUUCAUCCUCCCCUGCAAAUUAAGGUGGAUUUUCAGUCCUCGCACUAAGCUCCUUGCAGCUCGCUGCGAGUCUAAUUAAAAUUAACUGUUUAGCAUUGUGAUUGGAUGAAAGUGCUCAUGCAUGCACUCGCUGCGAGGAGCUUCGUGCGAGCCGCAAGGACUGGGAAAUCCACCUUUAGGCAAACCUUUAUUAUAUUGCCUAUACUUUUGCACAAAUACGAAAAAACACAUGAAGUUCAUUUUUCACCGACUAAAUCACAUCAUUGUUUGAGUCACUUUUGAGUGCAUAGUUUGAAAAAAUUUAUCACUCUUAUAAAAUAGAUAUGUUUUAAAUUUCAUUAUUUUAUGCUUAAAUCUUAAUGCAUGUAGUUUGAUUAUUAGUCACUUCUUCAAAAUAUUUUUCCACAUAUAAAUUUGUUAUUGCCAGUGUGUAAGAAGACAUGUUUUCUCAUAUUCAGUUGAGUGUAAUAUGUAUUUGUCGAUUGACUUUUUAGAAUUUUGAAUUUUAGCAAUAUAUUUUUAUAUAUUUUGUAUAUUUAGAUAUUUUUAUAUCUUACAUUUGUAUUUACAGAUGAACCUACUUUAUAUUAAUAAUAAACAUUCACAAUUUAUCAUGUGAUGUUGGUGAUUGUGUGACUAUUUUGAAGAUUUUUGCCUCAUGUACACAUGCAGUACAUAUAUACAAUGAUCUUGCAUCUUGAAAUUGAGAAUGUGCCUCUAGAAACCAACACAUACACUUGGAUAAAAAAACAUCAAAUGCUCCAUCAUAUUGCCAUCUAUCAUCACUACCAUCAUU